UUAAAAACUCAGUAAUUUGCCAUUGUGAAAAUUCAGUUUGAUUUCGACCGUAAAACAUGUAAAACGUGCCACAAACUGAAUACGCAUCGCGCCUUGAUGAAAAUAGUCUGAUAAAUAAAGGAAGAAAGUGGAAAAACAAAGCAAAACAAAUUUAUUACCACCACUCAGUACAAAAAUUAGAAUUUGAUUAUCAGUUAAAUCGUUUGUUAAACUGUGUGUUUGUGAAUUAAUGGAAUGAAAUAUCAUAAAGUGAUUCAAACUUACAUUAUAUGUGUACCAAUGUUAAAGCAUUACAGAUUUUGAAAAAACAUGAAUACAUUAUAUUUAUACACAUACAUACAUAUGUACAUAUGUAAGUGAAAAUUGUUUUUGUAAAGAAUAAACUAGCAGUGGGCUAAUGGAAUAAAUCGCUAAAGUGAAAAUAGUUUUUAACUGUUGCUUACGAUUCAACAGUCAGCUUGAAAAUGUUUUACCAAAUUAUAACUUUAAAUGAAAUUGAAACGCUUUCGCUUAUCAACCGAUAUUUUAAUGCGUAAUUGUAGUGCGAGUGCUAAUUUUAAAACUUAGAGCACAAGUAUAACUCCUAGCUUAUAGCGUUAUAAAGGAACCUGUGACAAAGUGCCAGUGACAAUAUAUUUCUCCCCAUCGUUUUUUCUUUACGUUCGCCCAAGCAAGAGUAUCCGCCAAUCAACGAAAAUAGCGCCGAUUCCGCUAAACUGGCUACCGAAUGGAUAAUGGGUAUUUGUUUAGACACAGAUGCCAGCGCGGCACAGGAUACCGGCGAACCCGGCAGCGAUUGGAAUCAUAUACGAAACCAAAACAGUGCCAAUGGACGGGUCGGUACGGGAAACAUGGUCGCCAUAGACAUGCAAAAUGCUGGAAAAAUAAAAUUCGAUCCACCCAAAGUGCCAGUGAUAUUUGUUUUAGGCGGCCCAGGUAGUGGCAAAGUGACGCACUGUGACACAUUUAUGCAGGAGCGCCGCGGUGUGACACACAUAAAUAUGAUGGAUUUGUUGCAACAGUAUGCAAUGGGAAACGAUAUGCAGGACUUUUCGCAACUAUCCUCAAAAACCGUCACAGAGGUGCUCAUGCUGGAAAUGAAAAUGGCUCCAGCUGCCAAAGCGUACCUAAUUUCGGGAUUUCCACGCUCAAUGCGCGACGUCGUCGAAUAUUCGGAAAAGAUUCAAGUCGUAAAUGGAGUAAUUUUGAUAUCCUGGCGCCAGUCGGUUCUGCAAAAGCAAAUUGAUUAUGGCGCGAAAUUAGGUCAUGUCGUACUCUCCUUAGCCAAAAUGGAAUUAGAAAAUUUCUUUAAAAAUGUGAUGCCUGUUGCAGAUUACUUCGAUCAAAGUGAUAUGCUAAUAGCUGUGAAUGGUGAGCGUGCACCUGCCGAAGUAUACAAGGACUUUCGCACUGCUGUACUCGACAUAUUGAGCACGCUUGAAAAUGAAGAGGCCAUGCUAAAUGGAGUUACAGGUAUGGGCAGAGGGAUAAAUGAUAUACCCGGCAGUAUUGUUAGCGUAGACACCGCACCUAGUCAAGCCGCGAAUAUUACAGACAUUUCGAAUGCCAACGCAAACAAAACUGUCUUUUCUGCUGCCAACACCAACCACGACAACAAUAGAAACUUCUAUAAUAACAAUGGGGGCGAUCCGAGCGUAGCGAAUGCUGUGGGCGCACACAUUGUAUCGAGUGCCAUUGCUGCUGCCGCGACUGCAGGAAUGAAAGAUGCCGAAGUCAUCACCAUACAGACCGAACCGGUGGCCACCAAUAACGCUGCAACAAGCAUGGACCUCAAGAUGGACAAUAUACCAUCAGUUAUUUGGAUUAUCGGUGGACCAGGUAGCAAUAAGGCAACACUUUGUAUGAAGGCUGUAAGCUUGAAUCCUGGUUGGGGACACAUAAGCAUGGGACGAUUAUUGCGCACCAUAACCGAUUCGGCCCCACGUGCCAACACAGAGAACUAUACUGUCAAAGAAGCGCUAUCGGCUGGUGAAAUGGUGCCGGAGAAGGCGAUUAGCAACAUUCUCGAAGCGAAUAUUCGACAAAUGUUGGAUCGCAAGGGCAUACUCAUCGACGGUUAUCCGCGAAAUUUGCAACAAGUCAAACAUUUUGAAAACAAGUACAAACAAAGACCGCCCAUCGUGCUUCUGGAUUGUUCGAAACUGCAAUUGGGACGUGGGCGCGUCGACGAUACCGUCUCUUCGUUUCGACGCCGAUUAGAACUGUUUCGUGAACAGACUUUGCCUAUGCUGAAAGCUAUGGACAAUGAUAGUCGUCUGCAAAUUGUCGAUGGCGAUACGGACAGCCCUUCAGUGCAGCGCGAAUUCGAAAAAAUUAUACGCCAUCAUAUACAAAACAUCCAGCAGAAUGGAAUACGACUGGCAGGCAAUAUGAUCGAUGCUGGCAUGAUGACCAAUCAUGUGAACCAAAAUCAAACCAAUGCAAUUUUACAAGAUUUGGAAAAUAAUGUUCCAGGUGCAGUGCCAACGAUCAGCAAACAUGUAUCACUAAUGAAUGGACACUUAAAACAACGAAAUAACAGUGGCACCAUUAACUUGAAUAAUAAUCACCAGGCUAUGAAUGGUGAUGUACGCAUUGCUGGAAUGACGGGUGGCAUCGAUUUUAGACACAUGCUCGAGGAGGCUGAAAGAUAUCCUGUAGAUUCCUAUAUGUAAGAAGGGCGGGGGUGACUUUGCAGUCACAGUGAUUUUCAUCCGUGACUGUGACAAAGACAGUUACAAAAAAGUUGGAAACAGGAACCUUUUACCGAGUGAACUAAGAGCAUAAUUUAUUUAUUUGACAUCACUGACUAUUUUCAUCGCUUGUUUUUGUCAUACACACUCGUUUUUAAUGAUGUGAAAUUCUAAUAUACAUAAAACAACAUUAAUCAGAAUUUAGUCUUAAAUAACUGGUCGCAGUUUCUCGAUAUGUAAUUGUCAAUGCUACUUUAUCACAGUCACAGUUCGUAGUAGUGGCUGUAACUGUUAAGCUGAUGGCAGAUAAAACUUUGUGGCUUUGCCUGACAUUUAUAAUUUUGCCAGCAAAGUGCCAGACGCAAAAGUUAUACCACAAUGAACGCCAAGAAAACAAUUUUUUACUGCUGUUUUGCUCGUCAAAAUUGCUGUGGAUUUUAUAUAUUUAGCUUUGAAAAUAUCAGUAAUGCAAUUAAAUUUCAUGUUUCUGCAUGAAAACUCGAAUUUAGACGAAACAAAAUAAAUAUUAAGCCGGCUGAUUGUCAACGCGCGCAAAAAAUGGGAGUUGGCCAACUUUUCGCUUCGCGCUGCAGUUGCAACGAUCUAUGUGGCAUGCUUUGUGCGUUCUCAUACAAUUCAUCAAUCGCGCAAUCCUACUAUAAAAACAUCACUGCGACUGUUCUUUUGUCACAGUAUGUCACGGUGACUUUUUGGAAGUUGUCACAGCAGUUAACAGUGACUUUUGAGUAACCGUGACAAAGUCCAAAUAUACCACAAAUACCAUUUCUCAGUACUGUACCUAAAUGCCUCAAGAGGUAUGUAUGCAUCAUGAGAGCCUUAGAUUAUAUGGCCGAAUCCGGCUCUGAUUUUCCAUUAAAUGAAAUUUUUUCUGUCAGUACGGCACUUAUAAAAUAAAUCUCCAUAACAAAUUUCAAAU
Rhagoletis pomonella (apple maggot) is the source of this 3630-nucleotide messenger RNA. Its product is annotated as adenylate kinase isoenzyme 5. Gene Ontology annotation, cellular component: cytoplasm. The transcript has 8 exons. Bases 735 to 2675 code for a protein of 646 amino acids. Gene Ontology annotation, molecular function: AMP kinase activity; ATP binding. Lineage: Eukaryota; Metazoa; Arthropoda; Insecta; Diptera; Tephritidae. The record is from RefSeq and is a predicted model, not a curated record. Gene Ontology annotation, biological process: nucleobase-containing compound metabolic process.